AUGAAGCACUUCUCCCACGAGCCCUGGGCAGCCUUCGCUGCGGUCUUCUUCACCAUCCUACUGUGGUACUCCUGCUCAGCAGCAGCUGAAGAUGUCUCCAAUGCUUCAACAAGCUCCACGCUCACAACUGAGUACGAAGCACCAUGUCUUAACGUGAACUUCUGCACACAAGCAGCCGUGUGCUGCCCGACGGGCGUGGAUGAUUAUGGAUGGAUUGCUGCGGCUGUCGGCUGGAGCCUCUGGUUUCUGACUCUCAUCCUGCUCUGCGUGGGCAAGGUCAUGAAACUCCGGCCUGACGAACCCAAAUAUUUGGUGGCCUGA
Balearica regulorum gibbericeps (East African grey crowned-crane) is the source of this 321-nucleotide messenger RNA. RefSeq names its product transmembrane protein 213 (gene TMEM213). The record is from RefSeq and is a predicted model, not a curated record. NCBI's taxonomy places the organism in Eukaryota, Metazoa, Chordata, Aves, Gruiformes, Gruidae.